ACCGGCGGCGGGGGGUGGCGAUGGGCGACACGGCUCCCCCCCAGGCCGCGGGGCUGGGGGCCGGGCUGCUGGGGGGCGGCGGGGGCGGCCCGGCGGCCCCCCGGGUCCACAGCGCCAUCGUGGAGCGGCUGCGGGCCCGCAUCGCCGUGUGCCGCCAGCACCACCUCAGCUGCGAGGGGCGCUACGAGCGGGGCCGCGCCGAGAGCUCCGACCGCGAGCGGGAGAGCACCUUGCAGCUCCUCCACCUCGUGCAGCAGGGGCAGGGGGCCCGCAAGGCCGCCAAGCACCCCAAGGCGGCCGCAGGAGGAGCAGGAGGAGGAGGAGGAGGAGGAGGAGGAGGAGGAGGAGCGGCCACCCCGUCCGCCGCCGCCGCCGCGCCCCCCGACUACCACCAGCACCUCCUCAGCAACGGCGGCGCCAACGGGGAGCAGGCGGCGGGGGAGCAGCGAGCCUCGGCCCUGCUGGCGCUCCAAGGCUCCUUGAAGAGAAAGUUGGUGGUAAAUCUGUCACCUGUCAACAACAAGAGGCCAAAUGGUGUUUCGGACAACUCUUUCCUUGACAUUAAGAGGUUAAGAGUGGGUGAUAAUAUCCCAAUGGGACAAGGUGGACAUCAUGCUAACAAUUGCCAAAGCCAGUCAAUGUCUGGAACUAUGCCUGUGGGGCAAGGAUCACAAAGAAAGACCAGUAACCUAGCAAAUAAUGCACAUGCUAGUGGGAAUGGCAUGUUUAAUAUGACUUUGAAAGAGGUAAAGAAAGAACCGGGAGAAACCAUGUCCUGCAGCAAACACUUAGAUGGCCAGAUGUCCCAUGAGAACAUGUUCCCUAACAGAUAUGGGGAAGACUCAGGAGAACAAAUGAUGGAUCCAGAGCUUCAGGAACUAUUUAAUGAACUGACUAACAUAUCAGUGCCACCAAUGAGUGAUCUUGAGCUAGAGAAUAUGAUAAAUGCCACAAUAAAGCAAGAUGAACCGUUCAACAUUGACCUUGGGCAACAAAGCCAGAGGGGUCCUGUGAGAUCUCUGCAGAUGGAUAAGAUGGUAAUUAAGAGCGAAUACACACCAGGCAUGAACCAGGCUUCUGUGGGUUCCCCACAGAUGAGGCCUUCUUCUACAGGUCCAGCCUUCACUAUGGCCACUGCUGCCAUGUCCACCUCCUCACCCAUCCCCUCGGUGCCUCAGAAUCAAACACAGGUAUCGCAGGUCUCUUCUGCAUCCAGUCGGCCAUUGCCUAACUGGCAGGAGGUUUCUCAUGCACAGCAACUCAAACAGAUCGCAGCCAACCGUCAGCAGCAUGCCUUGAUUCAGCAGCAACAGCAGCAGCAGAACCAGACAGCCAACUGGUCCACCUUGUCUCCAUCAGGUCCUUCCCCCGGGCCCUUUGUGCAAGAGAAAAUCCCCAGUCCUUCUUUUCGCCAGCAGCAGUUCAGCCCACAAAGCUCUGCGAUGCUUGGGGUGCCCGUGAAUGGAAACCAGUCAAAAGGGAUGAAUAACUAUGUCUAUAAGCCAACCACUCCCCAGAGCAAUCCCAUGGACAUAAUCAUGCAACAGAAGCCUCAGGACCUCAACAGAAACUUUAUCAACAGUGCUCAGCCACCACUAGAGCAGCAUCAUGGCAACACAAAGCCUUUGUUUCACUUUAACUCAGAGCAAACAAACCAGCAGAUGCCUUCAGUUUUGGGUUCCCAAAGCAAGCCUGCCCUUCUGCACUACACGCAGCAGUCACAGAGCUCAGCCCCAGUGCAACAGCCACAGCAGCAACAACAGCCACAGCCACAAGCUGCUCAGCCUCUCCCAAACCAGUCUCUUCAAAGGCCACCCAAUGUACCCCUAGCAAUGCAGCAAAAAAUGAUGCUUCAGAAAAUUCAGCAAAGCCAGCAAAUCUCAGGUUUGCAGUAUCCAGUCUCUCAGCAGCAUAGACAGGAUCAACACUCUGUGGUAGGCCAGGGAGCUGGCCCCACUCCAAGCUCCAGUUCUUGCUCAAAUCCAAACACUGGAAGUGGUUACAUGAACUCAUCCCAGCAAUCAAUGUUGAAUCAGCAACUGAUGGAAAAGAAACAGGCUCUGCAACGGCAAAUGAUGGAGCAAAAACAACUCCUUCUACAGCAGCAGAUGUUGGCAGAAGCUGAGAAAAUCACUCCACAAGAUCAGCUAAACAGACACUUGACACGACCGCCACCUGAUUAUAAAGACCAAAGAAGGAACAUGGUCAAUAUGCAACAAACAAACCAAUAUCCUGGUGGUUCACCAGCUGUGAGCAUGAGCUCCAGCAUGUCCUUAUCAAACCCAAUUUCAACACAUAACAUCAUGCCCCAGAACUCCAGCCUCAUGUCCACCCCUGCUGGGACCCGGAUGCCUUCUGUCCCUGCCGCUCGGAGUAUGGGCUGCUACGGGAACCUUCCCUGCAACCAACCAAGUGCAUACAACGUGACUUCAGGAAUGAACCAAAUGCAGCCACACAGAAACCAAAAUCAAGUCCUGCCCAGUCAGAACAACCCCUUGAUGUCUCGACAGCAAACCAUGACGCAGGGGAACAAUGUAGCUACUUUUGGGACAGGGUCAGUGGUCAACUCACAGCAAGUGAGACCCAGUUUGAACCACGGAGCCACAGGUGUCCCCGUACAGAGACCAGCCAAUGUGAUGAUCACAGCUACAGCCACUGCUCAGAACUGGGCCCCGCAAGAAGCUGCUGUGAAGCAGCAGGACACACUGAAACCCGCAGGGGUCCGUUUCCCCACGGGCACUCCAUAUCCCAACCAGUCUUUGCAACGCAACAUGGGCAACCCCCAUUUUCCUCAGCGUGCAUUGGCACCUCCUAAUCAGUUAACAGCGGGAGUCCAAAUGAGGCCUCCCCUAAACCAAAUGCACCAGACUCUAAAUGGACAGUCAGCUGGUUCACUACGAGGUCUAAGCAUAAGACCUAACCAGCUCAGAGGACAGACUGUGCCUACCCUGAAUCAGCCAGGAACAAGUAUGACACCUCCAUCAUCUCUGCCGUCUACGAGUUUCACAUCUACCAACCAAAACUCUCGGGCUUACCAAGGAGGCGACCACAGUAAUGACUUAGCGUUUGACUUUCUGAACCAGCAGGGUGACAGUAUAGGGCCUGCGCUCAACAGUGACUCAGACUUUAUAGAUUCUUUACUGAAAACGGAACCUGGUAACGAUGACUGGAUGAAAGACAUCAACCUUGAUGAAAUUUUGGGGAACCACUCGUAAGUGACAGUACCGAGGGUGAAACCGAUGAAGAAGCAGUAAGGACAUUAGCUUUUUCUUUAGAUGCCAACAAUCUGCUUUAUUAAUUUACACUCCAGUAACUGGGCUGUCCUUUAAAAUACCAUGUAGGAUGAUUGCCCUGGUUGAAGAGUUGCUCAAGAAACAACACUGAUGUCUCCCCCGAUCAAACGAUAAUGUAAGUGAUAUUCACACCUGCCACAAGGAGUGAGAACACGUGAAGGGUCUGUUCCCCAUGCUGGUGCCCAGUGCUUUGCAAACACAUCAGUUCGUCUCAUGGGUGCUGUGUGGCAAAAUGUGUUUAGCUUCCUGUGAGUGCAAGCCCCAUACAGUAGUAUGGGCUGUGAGACAUCAUUUCUGUGAGUGCAAGUGGUCCAGAGUGCUUCAGUCACCGUCUUCACAGCCCUUAGCUGCCUUGGGACUACUCAGCCCUGACAGGAUCAGGCCCCGUGUAAAUCUUGUUGCGUUGCAAAAAACUGUUUACUUCUACGUAGUACAAACUCGCAUUUGUGUUUCCAAUGAUUUUGUUUUAAACCCUCUGUGUUUUGUACCACGCGAAAGGGUAAGUGGUCCCGUCCAAGGAGAGAAGGAAGCCGAUCGUGUGACAGACAUCAGUGCUUAACUCGGUGUGCUCUAGUUUCUGUUGUCUGCCUUUCUCCAGCACUUGGAGCUGGUACCAGAGGAGGCUGCCCUCCUGUCAGCAGCACAACCAUGCGGGGCAUUGAGGGAAACAUGAGAUGAACGAUGCCAAAGCUCAGGAGCCUCGCUUUACCACCUUGCCCUACCCCAGGAAUACUAGUGACUUAAUGGACAAAUUAAAUGAGAAAGGUGCUCAUGAUUUGACCCUCAAAAGCUACUUUCCCAGUCCAGCUCAGAGGAGGGCAAAUACACGCUGCUAAGCCACAGCAGCUAUCCUCAUUUUCAUUUUAACCCAUGGCGUGUGUCAGGUAGCUCAGCCCAGUCCUCUUCUAUAAAACAGGCUCAUCCCUGCAGAAAUGCCAGUCCUGCUGUCUGGGGAGAGGCUCACGUUUUGAUUGCACAGCAUUUUGGCUCCAUCCCACUUUCUUUAGCUCUCCUUUUCCAUAUGGGGAGAGUUGAAAUAGGUCCACCAGUGGCCCAGGUCACCACAGUCUCCUUCAGCAGAGCACGUGUAUGCCACCCCUCACACCUGUGUGACACAUCAGCUGUAACCACUGGGGUUACUUGCAGUAUCUACUCAGCCAUGUCUGCUUGUAAAUGAAACAGUCUGGGGAGAUAUUUCUGGGCAGUAGUCUCAAUCAUCUGUUCUGGGUUUUGGGAUGGCCCAGCUAGCGUUGCCUUGAGCGAUUUCUAUGUGCCACUAGGGAGUUAACCUGGGCCAUAAAGUGUUUGCAGCCACUUUGCCUUGGAAGCUAACAGAACACAGUGGUAAGGAUAUUGGUUGUUCCACACCACCUGACCUCACUGCUAGACAGUAGUCUUGACCAUGUUAAAUUUUCUUCUACAGGCUUGUUAGCAAGGACAUCAGAAGGAGGUCCUAUGUCACUAUAAUACAGCUCCACCAUGAGUCCGACAGGAGAAUUCAUGGAUUGGCACAGAUCGUGAAAUUCAAAUGAAAAUGCUGUUCUUUAAGAUGAUGUGGUGAGACGUGUUUCACAGCCUCCUCUGGAUUAGCUAAAACUAGAUGUGGCAAAGGAAUAUAAUGCCUACGUUCACAUGCCACAGCGCCAAGAGGCACCGCUCUACCCCAUGCAAGUGCUUUAUUCAUCCUUGUUAGUGGCAGAGGGAUGAAUAGACUAUCUGACAGUAGCCUCUGCACUUAACUGACCUAGUUCUCAAGAGAAGUUUUAAUAAGGCUUUUCUAGUUGUUUCGCUUUGUCAUUUCACAUGGGCACAGUUUUUUGUGAUGCUUUAAGAAGCACAGUCACACACACAAGUGCCAGCACUGCCGGGAAAGGUGUAACACGGGCAAUUAGUUAGACAUACCAGUUGAGGUGGGCUGGUUCAUGAUGCUGCUCAUUCCCAGACAUGUUGUUCAUAACAGGGAUGAGAAACUAUGCUGAAGAGUCCCUUCUGCCCCAGCUAGUGAUGGUUGCACAACCCUGCAUUGCACAGUGGCUCAGCUGCCCAGAAAGCUGCCUUUUCUCCCCAGGUUUGACUGAAGUGUACGCAGUCCCUUUGAUAUGCCAGUACAAAUUUUUCCAAGUUUUUAAGCAGCUUUUCAGCUCAGGCCACUGGCAACCUGCCUCAGUUUGGGAUGAUACAGAUGCAGUGUAACAAAUGAGUCCUCUAUAAGUUUGUGCAAAACUAGGUUGAAAUAGUAGAUACAGGAGUUUAACGUGGAAGGAAGAUCAGCUCAUCUGUCUUGCACACAGGCACACCACCCAUGAGCAGUGACUGCCGAAUUUCUUGUACAGACAACUGCGAUGCUACUAAGGCUGAGGCUGUUAGUCUCAUCACGAGCAAUGAGCACGGAAGGCUGGUAACAUCAGCUACUCUCACAUGCCAUUGAGAAAACCACCACUGGUUUCUGUACUAAGACCAGACUGUUUUCCAGAUCCUCAAAUGAUGUAAAAUAAAUCAUUCAGCUGAGGUCCCAAGCCUUCAAGCUGUCAUCCAGUGCUGGAUUCCAUGCUGAGCUUCGUCCUGUUGGCCUUAUCCUACAGUGGAGAAGGCACUGGGCUGUCAGGGCCAUGCCCAGGAUCAGGAUGUCAUUCUGUCUUAGUAAAUCCAACAAGGUAGAGGCCAUUUGCAGUCCUAUUAAAGAUGCCUGAUGCAUUUCAAAUCUGAGCUUUUGAAAGACACUUGCAACCAAAACUUGAAUCCGGUAUCAUUUCUUCAGAACACCUGUGUCUGAACAGAGUUAGCGUCCUUGUUUCUCUUUCUUUGCAAUGGCUAAGUGCACUACCCUUAUAGUCUAUUUUUCAUCAUCAGCCGGGCACUCUUCACAGUAUUGGGUUGUAAAUAUAAAGAAUUAUUUGUUUUGUAAACUUUUGUAAAAAACAACAACAAAAAAAAAACAAAAACAAAAAGUAAUAAUAUUUUGGUAGGAAUAAUAAAAUCAUAUUAUUUGGGUUAUAUUUAUACAUAUGUGAAAUAAAUAUACUAUCAAAAAGUUGUAUUUUAUACAAAAAGUCAAUGGUUACCUUUUGUAUUCUAUAUACAAAGUUUUGUAUGAUACGAUUGUUUAUUUUUAUCUGCAGACUUCAACUUUGGAUUUUGGGGGAGGGCAGAAUGGGAUCAUGGUUAAAUAGCUGGGCCUGACCCCAAGCUCACUGAAACCAAUGGAGUCUUUCCAUUGCCUUCACAGGGCUUUGAAUCAAGCCUUUAAAUCAACUUCAGAUAUAUUUGAAAUCUGAAGCUCUCUGGAAACCUCAACAUGAAAACAUUCCAGGUUUCAAAUUUUUUCCUGAAAAAGGCUUUUAUUAUUAUUAUUGUUGAUGUUGUUGUUGUAACUCUCGGGAGGCAGGUGGGACCUAUGUAACUGUCAUGUCCUUGUUGCAUGUAUGUCUGCUUUAUAUUUUCCCCAUAUUAUAAACCAGUGUUCGCUAUACAGACUGAGAAGAGAAGUUGCUGUACAGAAAUGUUUGUGUUUAUGCAUUUUUACAUGUGGCUGUAUAUACCUCCUAGUACUAUGCAGUGACACUUAUUUGACUCCAUUUAUUUUUCACCUAAACAUGAAUAGUAUGUUUUUCAGUAGCUAUCAAAACUCUGCCAAGUAAAUCAAUCAAAAUUA
Messenger RNA from Oxyura jamaicensis (ruddy duck), 6945 nucleotides. RefSeq names its product mastermind like transcriptional coactivator 2 (gene MAML2). The transcript has 6 exons. Lineage: Eukaryota; Metazoa; Chordata; Aves; Anseriformes; Anatidae. Bases 21 to 3215 code for a protein of 1064 amino acids. Gene Ontology annotation, cellular component: nuclear speck; nucleoplasm. Gene Ontology annotation, biological process: Notch signaling pathway; positive regulation of transcription of Notch receptor target. The record is from RefSeq and is a predicted model, not a curated record. Gene Ontology annotation, molecular function: transcription coactivator activity.